AUGUGUAUGGGAACGGAAAACGCAAGUCCCGAUUUGAUUGACUCCUGUUUUGAGGAGAAAAUCGUGUAUUAUUGUCAGUUUCCGGGCUGCGGGAAGGAAUUCAAGUCGCUUCGCAAUCUUCGAGAGCACGUGAAAACGCACGAAUUGAAUCGGAAGAAGGUGUUUGUGUGCGAGUUUGCGGGGUGUGGGAAAUCGUUUUUGACGAUGUCGGGUCUUCGGAAGCAUCGAUCGCAGCACAAUCCGCAGAAUCAAAGCUAUGUGUGCGAUUUGUGUGCGGAUAAGAAGACAUUCAAGACAAAGGAAGUGAUUGUUUGUUGGUGGGAGUUGAUGGUAGGGCUAUAUGCUUCAUUACAAAAACAAACACAUGCAGCAGCGAUCGAUUCCGUGUACGGAGCCGGGCUGCGAUCGAUCGUUUGCGAGGCGAGAAGAUUUGAAGUUGCACUUAAUUCGAUGUCAUAA
Blastocystis hominis is the source of this 459-nucleotide messenger RNA. RefSeq lists its product as hypothetical. Gene Ontology annotation, biological process: regulation of transcription by RNA polymerase II. The coding region runs from base 1 to 459 and encodes 152 amino acids. The transcript is spliced from 2 exons. NCBI's taxonomy places the organism in Eukaryota, Bigyra, Opalinata, Blastocystidae. Gene Ontology annotation, cellular component: nucleus. The record is from RefSeq and is a predicted model, not a curated record.